AUGAACGCAGCACGAGACCUCACCAACUGUCAUGGCGUCUCCCUUGAAGGGGGAUUGGUAGUGUAGAAAGUAGCCGCUGUCAUCUAUCAUUUUCCUCCGGUGUGCAGAGCAGUUAAUCCGGAUUGAAGAGGUUUAAAGGAGCCGGUAGUCACCAUGGGGACCGUCCAUGCUAAGAGUCUGGAUCCUCUCCCAAUGCAUGGCCGGGACUUGGGAGUAAACCCUGAUGACUUGGUGGAGACGCCGGAUAUGGAGCAAGAAGGGAAGCAGGAGAUCCUUGAGAACAAAGACGUGGUCGUCCAACAUGUCAACAUCCAGGGUCUGGGAAGAACUAAAGAGGACCUGCUGGGCUACGAGAUCUCUGAUGUUUUCCACGCCAAAAACCUGAUCGACGUGAUGAAGAAGGCUCAUGUCGCCAGACAGAAGCUGCUCCGCCUCGGGAUCUUUAAGGAUGUGGAGGUUCUUAUCGACACGUCUGAAGGUAAGGACGCUCUGCCGAACGGUCUGGAUGUGACCUUUGAAGUGACGGAGGUGAAGAGGCUGACCGGAAGCUACAACACCAUGGUCGGCAACAAUGAAGGAAGCAUGGUUCUUGGUCUGAAAUUGCCGAAUAUGUUGGGUCGAGCUGAGAAACUCACCUUCCAGUUCUCCUACGGUACCAAGGAGACGUCGUACGGUCUUUCCUUCUUCAAACCACAGCCCGGACACUUUGAACGCAACCUCAUUCUCAACCUGUACAAAGUCACCGGUCAGUUCCCGUGGAGCUCCCUAAAAGAGACCGACAGAGGCAUGUCUGCAGAGCUGAACUUUCCCCUUGGGGUGACUAACCACACGCUGAAGUGGGAGGGAGUCUGGAGGGAGCUCGGGUGCCUCGCUCGCAGCGCUUCCUUUGCUGUGCGGGAGGAGAGCGGACACUCGCUGAAGUCUGCCCUCUCGCACACUGUGUCAAUUGACUCGAGGAAUUCGGCCAUUUUCCCCAGCAGAGGUGCCUUACUGAGGAUCAACCAGGAGCUCGCCGGGUACACAGGAGGAGACGCCAGCUUCUUGAAGGAGGACUUUGAGCUGCAGUUCAACAGACGACUCUUCUGGGAUUCAGUCUUGUCUGCCUCUCUGUGGGGCGGGAUGCUUUAUCCAAUGGGAGGACCGCCGUCCUGCAUUGCUGACAGGUUCUACCUUGGAGGUCCCACCAGUGUUCGAGGGUUUGGGAUGUACAGCAUCGGGCCACAGAGUGAAGGGGACUACCUAGGUGGAGAGGCGUACUGGGCAGGUGGUCUGCACCUCUACACUCCACUCCCCUUCAGACCCGGUAAAGGGGGCUUUGGAGACCUCUUCAGGACGCACUUUUUCCUCAACGCAGGAAACCUCUGCAACCUCAACUACGGUGAAGGUCCCCGGGCUCACCUUCAGAAACUGGCUGAGUGUAUUCGCUGGUCGUACGGAGCCGGUAUUGUGCUGCGGCUCGGAAACAUCGCCAGACUGGAGCUCAACUACUGUGUGCCCAUGGGAGUCCAGAGUGGAGACAGGAUAUGUGACGGCGUCCAGUUUGGAGCAGGAAUCCGCUUCCUGUGACCUCCUCACUCCAGCAGAGACCGUGAUGUGAAAAGGGAGAAACGUGUCGUUGUUUGUCACCUGUAACUUGUUGUAGAGUGUAUUGCACUAGCAUGGGUCCUUCAGUAUGUCUCGGUCAAAGGUGCCUGACCCCCCUUCGAAACCUCCUUUGAUAAGCUCCACGUUAGGCUUCUCAACAACGCUGUGCCAGUGCUGCUUUGUUAAACUAGUGAAACUUUUUACACUACGAACUGAACCGCCUUUCACUGACCGGAGAGAAAACCCAGGUAGAAGAUUUCUUUAGCAGCAAACUCGAGGAAAGAUGAGAGCUAUGGCAAACACAAUCAUAUCAGAGCUCCGGCUCUUUCAUAGACUUCAAUAAGAUAUUUCUCUUUAGUUUACCUUCUCUCGUUUAUCUCCAGCACCGGGACGCUCUCUUCGGAAAAGUCAUCUACUAGUGAUUUGUCCCGCUUAGUUUAUUCUUUCCAGAUUCUUUAAGAGAUUUGGGGUAUGUUUCCAGUUUGCCUUGUAGGACUGCUCCUCACCUGGAGCACCUCUUUGUUUUAGUAUUUUUUGACACUGAACUGCACAUCACACACUCUCCUGACCUGUUGUUGUGCUGUGUGGUCGAAUGAUUACAGCAGCCAGGGAAUAAAACGGGACGAACCAGCACUUUGAAGUCAACACAGCGCUUUAGACAGAGAGUGGGAUCCAGUUUAACAGCUGAUGUAAAAGAGCAACAAGCUGAUCUCUCAGGCAGGCAGCAGUUUUAGGUGGGACCUCGUACCGCGCCCCGCUGAGCAACAUCCACCACCAGUGCUCUUACUGUUUGUUUUCUUUUUCAUGUUCUUGAAACAAUUCACAAAUAAAUCACAGCUGCUCCCCUGGC
Notolabrus celidotus (New Zealand spotty) is the source of this 2434-nucleotide messenger RNA. RefSeq names its product sorting and assembly machinery component 50 homolog, like (gene samm50l). Gene Ontology annotation, cellular component: SAM complex; outer membrane. The record is from RefSeq and is a predicted model, not a curated record. The transcript is spliced from 15 exons. Lineage: Eukaryota; Metazoa; Chordata; Actinopteri; Labriformes; Labridae. Bases 154 to 1566 code for a protein of 470 amino acids. Gene Ontology annotation, biological process: mitochondrial respiratory chain complex assembly; protein insertion into mitochondrial outer membrane.